This is a messenger RNA of Saccoglossus kowalevskii, 627 nucleotides long. RefSeq lists its product as uncharacterized. Gene Ontology annotation, molecular function: DNA binding. Lineage: Eukaryota; Metazoa; Hemichordata; Enteropneusta; Harrimaniidae. The record is from RefSeq and is a predicted model, not a curated record. Gene Ontology annotation, biological process: DNA integration; DNA recombination.
AUGACAAGCUAUGUUGUGGUCUGCCUUUACACUGGCGUUCCUUCGGCUUUCUUGAGAGUCAGCGAAUUUGUCGCACCCACGUCAAUGACUUUCGAUCCACAACGCACUUUACUGACGGCAGACAUCACGUGCAACACAGACCUCGUCAUUGCGCUCAAGGCGUCUAAGACAGACCCAUUCCGCCGGGGAUGUAACAUCAUCAUCGCACCCUCACAGUCAUCGGUCUGCGCUGUGCAGGCAUACCAGGCGUACAAAGCACUACAUAGUUCCGUCGCUCACCUACCCGCAUUCCAGUUCGCCAACAGUAAUUUCCUCACGCGGCAAGCUGUUAGCAACCACAUUCGAGACCUUCUCACUCGCGCAUCUGUACCAGAUGUUAACUGUUACACUACUCAUAGUUUCCGCAGUGGUGCAGCCACGACAGCUGCCGACGCAAAUCUUCCGGACUGGUUGAUCAAGGCACUGGGCAGGUGGCGCAGUGACGCCUACCAGACGUACAUUCGCACACCCCCAGCAUCAUCCGCUCAGUUCCGGGUCACUUGUCACUUGCUCUUCCUUAACUGUAAUUUCGACAUUUGUCUUGAGAUUUCAUUUCGUUUUCGUUACAUGUAUUUGCAGUGUAUUUAG